AUGGCGCGAGCCACUCGUCUCCUUGCCUUCAUGGGCAUCCUCAGGAUUCUUGCUGCUGCCGCUCGGGCCAACGCGGCCAGCAGUGUCAAGAUCAGCUGGGUUGGCGACUCUCCAGCCCAGAACCUCGGGACGACCUUCGGCUUGCCCUGGCCACAAGGGAAAUACCAGCCCGACAAGGUCGACUUUGACGUCGCAGACGGACAGACCCCUCUUGAGUCGUGGGUGACGGGUUACUGGCGCGACGGCUCCAUCAAGUGGUCAGCGCAUGCAAUCCCAAAGACUGAUGACGUGACCGACGGAUACACUAUUAGGGCCAUGCCCACUGUUAAAGGCAAGCCCAAGGGCAAGCGCCAGACGACCAGCCUGUCGGUGGAGGAUCGCGAGAGUGAGGUAACAGUUAACACCGGCAAACUCACCAUCUCAUUCCCCAAGGAGGGCCGCUACAUUGUCAGCUCCAUCAAGACCGCCGGGGGCAAGACCGUCGGAAAGAACGGCAGGUUGGUGCUCCACAGCCAGAACAACAUCCCAGACACGGCCGAUGACCGCACCGACAAGGCCAUUGACCGUUCCAACUUUGAGAGCAACAUCGAGGAGGUGACAGUCAGCGAGGGCAACUCGGUUCGUGCCCUCGUCACGGUCCGUGGCAAGCACACGACCACAGAGGGCUCCGAUCAUGAGGACUGGCUCCCAUUCGUCGUGCGAUUCUACCUCUACGCCGGCUCCGAGGCCAUCCGACUAGUACACAGCAUCACCUUUGACGGCCAGCAUGACAAGGACUUCAUCUCGGGUCUGGGUAUCCGCUUCCAGGUCCCACUUGAGGGAGAGGAGCUGUACAACCGUCACAUCCGCCUGGCUGGCACCGACGGUGGCUUUCUGAACGAGGCCGUCAAAGGCAUCACUGGUCUCCGUCGCGACCCUGGCGAGGCCGUCAGGACCGCCCAGGUGCAGGGCAAGGCGCUUCCCGACGAGGCGACUUGGGACACGCGAGUCACGACUCGUCUGCACUGGAUUCCUGCGUGGAACGACUACAGCCUCAGCCAGCUCUCCCCCGAUGGCUUCACCCUAAAGAAGAGGACCAAACCAGGCCAGAGCUGGGUCAACAUCCUCGGCGGCACCCGAUCCGGUGGAUUAGCUUAUCUGGGUGGUGCAACUCGGGGCGGCCUAGCUGUCGCUCUGCGGGACUUCUGGAAGCGCUAUCCCACGGGUCUCGACAUCGCCAAUGCCGGAUCCGACGAGGGCCAGAUCACCCUCUGGUUGUACAGCCCAGACGCCGCUCCGCUUGACCUUCGGGGUUAUCACGACGGUCUGGGCCUGGAUACAUACGAAAAGCAGCUAGACGCCCUUGAGAUCACAUACGAAGACUACGAGAAAAACUUCGACACGCCCUACGGCAUUUCCCGGACCAGCGAGGUGUUUCUGUAUGCCUUCGAGAGCACCCCCUCCAGCGACACGUUGGCCGAGCUGAACGCAAACGCCCAGGAGCCCCCCGUGCUAGUUGCCGCGCCCAAAUACAUCAAGGAGACCAAGGCGCUGGGAUCGUACUGGGGCCUCCCCGACACGUCGACACCAGCCAAGGCCAAGAUCGAGAGCAACCUCGACUUCCUCGUGAAGCACUACCAGAAAGAGGUCGAGGCCCGCCGCUGGUACGGAUUCCUCGACUACGGCGACGUGAUGCACACGUACGAUCCCAGCCGGCACCAGUGGCGCUACGACAUUGGCGGGUACGCCUGGGACAACUCGGAGCUGUCGCCGGACCUGUUCCUCUGGCAGUACUUCCUCCGCACGGGCCGCGCCGACGUCUACCGGCUCGCCGAGGCCAUGACGCGCCACACGGGCGAGGUCGACGUGUACCACCUCGGCGACUGGAAGGGGCUGGGCACGCGGCACGGCGUGACGCACUGGGCCGACAGCGCCAAGCAGGCGCGCAUCUCACAACCACAAUACCGCAAGUACUUCUUCUACCUCUCGGGCGGCGACGAGCGCACGGGCGAGCUGCUCGCGCACGCGCUGGACGCGGACCAGACGUACGGGCUCCUCGACCCGGUCCGCAAGGUGCGCACCGACGGCUGGACCCCCUCCCCCGGCGCGCCCGUCACCUUCGGCCUGGGCACCGACUGGGCCGCGCUGGCGGCGGGCUGGCUGCUCGAGUGGGAGCGGCGCGGCCCGCGCUGGCAAGAGGCCCGGCAGAAGCUCACCAACACGGCCGCGGGCAUCGCGCGGCUCAGGAACGGCUUCGUCACGGGGUCGGCUUCGUACCGGAUCGACCAGAACGGCACGCUCCAACCACCGCCGACCGACCCGGACAACCAGGGCGUGGUGGCCAUCUCGCACCUCAACGCCGUCUUCGGCAUGCCCGAGGUUGUCUCGGAACUGCUCGAAUACUGGGGGGGCGGGGACGACGGCGACGGCGACGGCGCGCCGCGGGGGUUCCGCGAGGCGUGGCUCGACUACGCCUACUACUACCUGGCGACGGCGGACGAGCAGCGGGCGCGGUACGGCGCGAGCUUCAGCGGCGUCAGCCUGCGGCAGGCGCACUCGCGGCUGUCGGCGUACUACGCGGCCGUGCAGGGCAACGCGACCGUCGCGGCGCGCGCGUGGGCCGACUUUGGCCGCAGUGACGGGCUCAAGGACACGCAGGAGUUUGCAGCGGUGCGGGUCGGGGGCAGCGCCGUGGUGCAUCCUGUUGAGGAGGCCGCUUGGCUGAGUACGAAUGAUUUUGCGCAGUACGGUUUGGCGAGUAUCCAGAACUUGGCGUAUGUCGGGGAUAGUAUUUGA
This is a messenger RNA of Chaetomium globosum CBS 148.51, 2775 nucleotides long. RefSeq lists its product as uncharacterized. The transcript has a single exon. Bases 1 to 2775 code for a protein of 924 amino acids. The record is from RefSeq and is a predicted model, not a curated record. Lineage: Eukaryota; Fungi; Ascomycota; Sordariomycetes; Sordariales; Chaetomiaceae.